This is a messenger RNA of Limulus polyphemus (Atlantic horseshoe crab), 1034 nucleotides long. RefSeq lists its product as uncharacterized. The transcript has 2 exons. The annotation marks the transcript as partial. NCBI's taxonomy places the organism in Eukaryota, Metazoa, Arthropoda, Merostomata, Xiphosura, Limulidae. The record is from RefSeq and is a predicted model, not a curated record.
UCCGUGACGUCAUCGAUCCGCACGAACACCGUAGCUUCCUGUAUUCCUCAUCCAACAGAACAUUCACGACCUCACAUAAAAAAUAUGACGUCUGCCGUGGCUAGUGCUCUGGCAUCCGGUACUAGGGCCGAAGAAAUGGAUAUCUAUCUUAAUAGUGUCGCCAUCAAACGGGAGCCGGAGGAACUAACGGACUCUCUAAGUUUAGUUAAUCGUAUUAAAUCCAAUUCACUCUCAUCGACUGAUUCAAUCAAACACGAUCAUAGGAAAUCUGUACCCCCCUCGCUCAUCUCCUCUCUAUCCAAUGGGGAUACCGCCUUGUCCCCCGGAUAUCCUUCCCCCACUCAGACCAGUACUGCCAUACCCGUGCUCGUGCAGGUCAAACAAGAAAGCCCUUCCCCUUUGGCCAUGACAUCUCAAUCCUCUGAUCUAAAAUCUCCUGGUCAAGCCAUUGAUCUGGUGACAGUAGCCGGCGACACUUCUCCUGACAUUAGCAAGGGUCGUGAGAUAGACACGUGUUCUCCCCAACCCACUGUAACAUCUUUACAGGCAGCAGCCGUUGUUACACAACCGUACAACUCUGUACAGGUUUUCUCUGAUAUACCGUCGACGCAGUCUAGUUACGAGCCGCUAGGGGUCGGCCAGUACAGUAUCCUGGCCAAUGCUGUGGUCACCGUUCCCCAAUACGUUACACAGAGUUCUCUGGUCAACCGGACGGCAGGGUCGACUAUCUAUACACUGACCGCUGCAGAUCACUACAGAGACUUGUAUGCUUAUAUUGGCACACCCGUUACUGAACAGUAUCAAACUGGUCGUCAGCAGAUAGCUUCGUACCCAGAUACUGUCGAGAGUGUGGCCCUUGUUGACCGCUUCAUCCGCCAGAAUAGCAACUAUAAGACUGUGCAUGGACUGACCGCUGACCUUCCCUCGCCCGAUAGUGGAAUCGGAGAGGCUACGAUUACACCACGAGAUGGCGCUGGUCUUCCCCAGGUAAGUGUUUUUGUUUUUUUUCUGUUUCUGUUGCACGAAAGCUUACU